This is a messenger RNA of Brettanomyces nanus, 516 nucleotides long. RefSeq lists its product as uncharacterized. Lineage: Eukaryota; Fungi; Ascomycota; Pichiomycetes; Pichiales; Pichiaceae. The transcript has a single exon. Gene Ontology annotation, cellular component: cytoplasm. The record is from RefSeq and is a predicted model, not a curated record. Gene Ontology annotation, molecular function: gluconokinase activity. The coding region runs from base 1 to 516 and encodes 171 amino acids.
AUGUCCCGGGUAAUAUUUGUUGGAGGCCCAUCUGGAACAGGCAAGUCAACAAUAUCUAUAUUGUUGUCAAAGAAACUCGAUUGUCCCUUCAUCGAGGGUGACGAGUUUCAUCCGCAGGCCAACAUAGACAAAAUGAGUCAAGGAAUUCCGCUAACGGACGAAGAUAGAUGGGGGUGGUUGAGUAUACUGUGUCAAGCCGCUAUUUCCGUGGUGCAGGGUGGAGAAAAUACUGUGGUUGUAAGUUGUUCGAUGCUUAAAAAAAAGUACCGAGACUAUAUUAAGGAAACUAUUGGAACUAAAGCCCAGACUCAAUUAUUUGUGCUUUACAAUGAUUUUAGUACCAUAUACAAGAGAAUGGAAACACGGUCAAACCAUUAUAUGAAGGCCAACAUGUUGAAGUCACAAUUUGACGAUCUAGAGGUUCCAGAAUUAGAGGACCAUGUAUAUAAAGUGUUUUGUGGAACCAAGGAGCCCGAGCAGAUUUUUGUGGAGAUUUUAAAGUACAUUAAUCUAUAA